UUUAAAAACAUAUGUUUUAAUUUAUGUAAAAUAAUAAUAUAUUAUAUAUUAAUGCCAAUAACGAACGUGGGAAAGUAGCUAAAUUCUCCAUUAUACAAUUACUUAGUACUGAAAGUUUAUAUUACCGAUCUGUUCAUACAAGUGUGAUUCUGAUAAAAACCUGUUGAUUUGCUCCUACUGGAAUUUAGUCUGGUUUUAAGCUUUGAAUAAGAUUGUUCUACAUAUCAUUUACAAUAAAAAUUUAUUGUUAUAAUUUAAAAUAAGUUGCAAAAUGAAUGAAAUGAGUAUGUACGAAGGAUAUAAAUCCCCUUUGAGCACUCGAUAUGCUAGUAAGGAGAUGCAGUUUUUAUUUAGUGAUCAACAUAAAUUUGCUACUUGGAGGCAUUUAUGGAUUUGGUUAGCGCAAGCUGAACAGUCUCUUGGAUUAGCAAUAACUGAUGCACAAAUUGGUGAAAUGAAAGCAAAUGUGAAUGAUAUUGAUUUCCAAGCUGCCGCUGCUGAAGAACGCCUUACCCGGCAUGAUGUCAUGGCCCACGUACAUGUUUUUGCAAAACAAUGCCCACUAGCUGCACCAAUUAUACACUUAGGAGCUACUUCAUGCUAUGUUGGUGAUAAUACGGAUUUAAUAAUAUUGCGAAGUGCAUUAGAUCUUUUGUUACCGCGAUUAGCAUCCGUUAUACAUUGUUUGAAAGAAUUUGCUUCUAUGAAUAAAUCUCUACCUACCUUAGGAUUUACGCAUUUACAACCGGCACAAUUAACCACAGUUGGGAAACGUGCAUGCCUAUGGAUACAAGAUUUAGUUAUGGACGAACGUGCUCUACGUCGUUGUCGUGAAGAUUUGAGAUGUCGUGGUGUAAAAGGUACAACUGGUACACAAGCGUCAUUUUUACAACUUUUUAAUGGUGACAGUGAAAAAGUUAAACAGUUAGAUUUGCUAGUAACUAAAUUAGCAGGAUUUGAAAAACCUUAUGGAGUUACAGGACAGACAUAUAGUCGAAAAGUAGAUGUCGAAAUAAUUGGAGCACUUGCUAGUUUAGGUACUACUGUGCAUAAAAUGUGCUCUGACUCAAAAGAAGAAAAUAGAAAAGUUCGCCAAUUUAUAGGUGGAUUACUUAAGACAAGUGUAUUGAAUAAUCGUGAAUAUCCUCCGUUGAGUCAUGGUAGUGAAUGUGGAAAAGAUAUGAGUCAAUGUUACAACAUUCCUGAUAAAAGAAACCAAGAAAUUCCUACCAUAAUUGUAUUGCAUGUUAUAUUUCUCCGAGAACACAAUAGGAUUGCCAAUGCUUUAGCACUUUUGAAUCCACAUUACGAUGAUGAACGGCUCUUCCAGGAAGCAAGAAAAAUUAAUAUUGCGCAAUACCAACACAUAGCUUAUUAUCACUGGUUACCACUAAUUCUAGGACAGUCAUAUUCUCUUGAUAAUAAUUUAGUGUAUUACGUACAUCCACAUGAUUAUGUCAAUGACUAUAAUCCCUCUGUAAAUCCAGCUCCACUAGUUGAAUUCUCAUCAGCUGCUUUCAGAUAUUCCCAUAACCAAAUUCCCGGAUGGUUCUCCUUGGUUGGACCAAGUAGGCAUUAUAAUGAAACUAUGCGUUUAAGUGAUUAUAUUAAUCGUCCAGAAAAUAUCAACUUUAUAUCCCAUGGUGAUAAUUUUGACUCGCUUGUACGUGGUUUAUGCACACAAUUUCAGAAAGAAAGUAGCAGUCAUGUUGAUAAAGAGAUUAAACAUCAUUUUGGCCGUAAGGCAAACGAAGAAUACGGAAAAGACUUAAAAGCAGUCGAUAUACAGCGUUCACGAGAUUUUGGUUGCGCCUCUUAUAAUGAUGUUCGUCAUUACUGUGGACUACCACGUGCUUAUGAUUGGCCUGGAUUUUCGAAUGAGAUACCUGCAUCUAAAAUUGCUUUGCUGAAGAGUUUAUACAAUUCUCCAGAUGAUGUGGAUCUUGUAGUUGGUGGAUCAUUAGAGAAAACAGUGCAACAAUCAGUUUUCGGACCAACAUUUCAAUGUGUUGUCGCCAAGCAAUUUGGCAAGACUAGAACAGCCGAUCGAUUCUUUUUUGAACACGAAAAUCAAUAUAGUGGAUUUACAAGAUGUCAACUGGCUGAGAUACGCAAGUCUAGUCUUUCGGGACUCUUCUGUAAUAAUGCUGAUUAUCUGCUUUCAAUACAGCCAAAUGCAUUUAUUUUCCCAAAUCGAAGGAAUAUGUUAAAGAGCUGUAGCGAUAUUCCACAAAUAAAUCUGAACAAAUGGAAACAACAUGACCAAUCUAAAACUUACACAUAAAUAUAAACAUUAAUACAUUUUUGCAUAUAAACUUUUUUUAAAUAUUUUU
This is a messenger RNA of Teleopsis dalmanni, 2333 nucleotides long. Its product is annotated as peroxidase-like. The transcript has 8 exons. Lineage: Eukaryota; Metazoa; Arthropoda; Insecta; Diptera; Diopsidae. Gene Ontology annotation, biological process: response to oxidative stress. Gene Ontology annotation, molecular function: heme binding; peroxidase activity. The coding region runs from base 272 to 2284 and encodes 670 amino acids. The record is from RefSeq and is a predicted model, not a curated record.